GGCUGGGCCAGAAGGCAACAUGUUAUCAUUCAAACUUUCACUUAAAAAAAUCUCCCACCGCAUACAAGAAAACAUCACACAUCUCAUGGGCUUGUAGGAAAUCACUGGGAUUUAGCUAGAAGGCUUGAACACAGCUGUCCUCUGUGUACCUUGAAUGACAGGACUCUGGCCAAAGACUACAAAAAUGUCAAGGGACAAGAAAAGCCUGGCAGUAUACCUUUGGAAAGAUAUGGACAAGAAUUGUACAGGAUGGACAGACAGGCAUCAAAGGAAGGGAGUCUGUGCAAGUCUGUGAGGUCACACAUUCAUUCAAAGGAUUUCCUGUCAACAUAUGUGUGGAGAGUAUUCUCAGAUUACUGAGUGCCUGGAUGGGAUCAGAAACAAAUCUCAUUGGACAUACCCACUUGUCUUCUUCAGAAGAAUUUUCUUUCCUUGAGAAUUCUCAUUUAUAUGGUGUGCUUCCAGAACAAUCAGGGCACCUGGGGCCUGAUGCCGAUGUGUCUCCUUAUACACAGUAUGGAAACAUCCAAUUUUCCCAAGUUCAGCCGCAGAUUUCCUCCUCACCCUAUUAUCCCAACCUGGGCUUCUACCCCCAGCAACCCGAGGAAUGGUACUCUCCUGGAAUAUACGAACUCCGGCGAGUGCCCUCAGAGACUGUCUACACGAGGGAGUCUGAGAUUGUGGACAUCCCGAUAACCAAGAAGCCCCGGAUGGUCUCAUCUGCCGGGAGAAUGAAAGGAGAAGAGUUAUGUGUUGUGUGUGGAGACAAAGCUUCUGGGUACCAUUAUAAUGCGCUGACUUGCGAGGGAUGCAAAGGUUUCUUCCGGAGGAGUAUAACCAAAAAUGCUGUGUACAAGUGUAAGAAUGGCGGGAACUGUGAAAUGGACAUGUACAUGAGGAGGAAAUGCCAGGAGUGCCGGCUAAGAAAAUGCAAGCAGAUGGGGAUGUUGGCUGAAUGUAUGUAUACAGGCUUGCUAACUGAAAUCCAAUGUAAAUCGAAACGACUGAGAAAGAACGUGAAGCCGCCUUCCAAUCGGUCAGCCAAUGACGACGGCGAAGGGCCUGAGCUGAGACAGGUGACAUCGACAACCAAGUCGUACAGGGAGAAAAUAGAACUUACUCCAGACCAACAGAACCUUCUCUAUUAUAUUAUGGAUGCCUACAGGAAGCAGAGGAUGCCUCAAGAAAUAACUAAUAAAAUUUUAAAAGAGGAAUUCAGUGCAGAAGAGAAUUUUCUCAUCUUAACUGAAAUGGCUACCAGUCAUGUGCAGGUCCUUGUGGAAUUCACAAAAAAAUUACCAGGAUUCCAAACUUUAGACCAUGAAGAUCAGAUUGCUUUGCUGAAGGGGUCUGCAGUUGAAGCCAUGUUCCUCCGUUCAGCAGAGAUUUUCAAUAAGAAACUUCCUGUGGGACAUACCGACCUGUUAGAAGAGAGAAUUCGCAAGAGUGGUAUAUCAGAUGAAUACAUAACUCCUAUGUUUAAUUUUUAUAAAAGCAUUGGAGAGUUGAAAAUGACCCAAGAAGAAUAUGCUUUGCUAACAGCAAUUGUCAUCUUAUCACCAGACAGACAAUACAUAAAGGACAGAGACUCUGUGGAGAGACUUCAGGAACCAUUGCUGGAACUCCUACAAAAACUAUGCAAGAUGCAUCAGCCUGAAAAUCCCCAGCACUUUGCCUGCCUUCUGGGACGCCUCACAGAGCUAAGAACAUUUAAUCACCAUCAUGCUGAGAUGCUGAUGUCCUGGAGAGUGAAUGAUCAUAAGUUUACUCCACUCCUCUGUGAAAUCUGGGAUGUCCAGUGCUAAACUUAGGGUGGGGGUCUGAUGGUAGGGGAGGAGUGGACCACAAGUUAUUUUCAUAGGAAUAUAAAUUAGUUUUUAUGACUUCUUUAUUGCAUUCGUACUUAGAUUUCACACUGCCAUUUUGUUCAUUAUUUAUAGAGUAAUUAACCAGUCUUCACAAACAUUCACAAGAGAGGGACAUCUCCUGGUAAAAGAGCUCUUUGGAGAUGAUGGUUCACUUAUGAGAGAGACUCACUCCUUGGGACCAGUCUGCCCAGUUUGGGAAAUUCACAUGAUUGGUGUUUCAAUUUUAUUUGUUGCAAUGGGGGACAUGCUCAUUUUGUACCUUGACCUCCCUGUACUACACAGAUUUUUAUUAAAGGCAUAUGUCCAAA
Vombatus ursinus (common wombat) is the source of this 2176-nucleotide messenger RNA. RefSeq names its product nuclear receptor subfamily 1 group H member 4 (gene NR1H4). The transcript has 11 exons. Bases 369 to 1805 code for a protein of 478 amino acids. Gene Ontology annotation, molecular function: zinc ion binding; nuclear receptor activity; bile acid binding. Gene Ontology annotation, biological process: positive regulation of transcription by RNA polymerase II; bile acid signaling pathway; negative regulation of inflammatory response. The record is from RefSeq and is a predicted model, not a curated record. Lineage: Eukaryota; Metazoa; Chordata; Mammalia; Diprotodontia; Vombatidae.